UUAAUUUAUGACGUCAUGGCCGCACCAAAAAACAUCUUUGAUAAAAAUGAUGGCAUUGGCUUCAGUAUGGCUACUUAGUUAAUAUUGUUAAACUGAUGUUCUCUGUGCCGAUGAGUACACAACUAAAUCGUUAACGCUAUGUGCAUCAAAUUCCGAGUUGGUCAGAGAGGACGAGCUCGUCUUGGCAUCGCUCUAGGAGUGGUCAAUGGAGGGUUGGCAGUAUUUGGAAUCAUCGUCAUAUUGGUGGCAGUGUACAUUAAAGUGGAAAUUGAGAAAAAGAUGAUUCUUCUUGGCAACUACAAUAAAGACCCCAUACCUUAUUUCCUCAUCUCUCUUGGCUGCUUACACUUCUUUUUCCACGGCUUUGCUGCUAAGGUUGGCGUCGACAGUGGAGAUCCUGAAACCAGCUCUCGUUUUAAAAGUAUUCUGCUCGUGUUCAUUUGGACACUGUGUGCAUUGAGCAUAGUGACAAUGUCACUCGGGAUUCUCUGCUUUGCGCAUCGGUCAAAGAUUCGUCAUGCCUUGGAUUUGCAGCUUCCGAACGUGAUGAAACUCUAUAAAAGCGACGCAUUUGCCAAAACGAGCAUUGACCGAAUGCAGUCCAGGUACAAAUGCUGUGGUACCCACAAUUUCAAGGAGUGGUUUAAAGUUAGCUGGAUCAAUGACGACUUCUUAGACGUCGACAGUGCAGAAACAAUGAGAUAUUUACGCCACGGUAACUUCUAUAAAGAUGACGUUCCCUGGAGCUGUUGCGACCCUGCGUCUCCGCGUCCAUGCGUCCAUCACUCGGUGGACGACAAGACGGCACAUCGACACUACAGCGAGGUGACGCUCUACAGACAGGGAUGUGCCCAGGCGAUGGGGAUCUACAUGACCGACGCGAUCCUCAUUCCCAUCUCAAUCGCCGUCUUUACAGCUUAUGGAUUCGAGCUGAUUGUGCUCAUGUUGUUCCGCCACCUCCAGACAUCCAUGCAGAGUGCAUUUGAUGAAGACGACCCUGAAGGAAUCGGAGAUUCUUUUCUCAUAGGUUCAUGCCCAUGCGCUGUGGAAGGAGCCAAGAAUCCGACACGAAUAAUCCACAAGAAAGAACAAAGAGACAUUGAAGACUACAAACGGGAGAAGAAAGAAGAAAAGAAAGAGAAGAAAAGAGAGAAAGAGGAAGAAAAGAAGAGAAAGAAGAAAGGAAAGUCUUCAGAUUCAGAUUCGGAAUCGGGAUCAGAUUCCGAUUAAUAUGACAUUAAUAUGAAACUUCAAUACUGAGUAAAACCUAAUGUAGUUUCUUUCAAACUUUAAAAUCCCAUUUUAACAGGAUCUUGCUGUCACUCAUCCUUGGUCUACAAUUAUAUCAAAGAAAAAUAACAACAACAAAAAAACCCCACAAAACAACGACAACAAAGAAGACCAAUGCCAUUUCAUCUCUUUUCCUUAUGGUGAAUGUGUUACUGCUUGUUUAGCUUUGUCAAAAUAAUGUUUUCCGAAUUUUCGAUUGAUCGAUUACCUCAGACACAAUUAUAAUAUGUGAAACCUAGAAUAGGGAGAAAAAGAGAAUAAAGGAAGUGAUACCCUC
This is a messenger RNA of Gigantopelta aegis, 1567 nucleotides long. RefSeq names its product peripherin-2-like. Gene Ontology annotation, cellular component: membrane. The record is from RefSeq and is a predicted model, not a curated record. Lineage: Eukaryota; Metazoa; Mollusca; Gastropoda; Neomphalida; Peltospiridae. Bases 139 to 1230 code for a protein of 363 amino acids. The transcript has 4 exons. Gene Ontology annotation, biological process: visual perception.